Messenger RNA from Saccharomyces mikatae IFO 1815, 1848 nucleotides. It is a transcript of the gene NPR2, whose product is annotated as nitrogen permease regulating protein NPR2. The transcript has a single exon. Gene Ontology annotation, molecular function: GTPase activator activity. Lineage: Eukaryota; Fungi; Ascomycota; Saccharomycetes; Saccharomycetales; Saccharomycetaceae. Gene Ontology annotation, cellular component: vacuolar membrane; GATOR1 complex. Gene Ontology annotation, biological process: negative regulation of TORC1 signaling; positive regulation of autophagy. The record is from RefSeq and is a predicted model, not a curated record. Bases 1 to 1848 code for a protein of 615 amino acids.
AUGCUAAGCUAUUUUCAAGGGUUUGUGCCCAUACAUACCAUAUUCUACUCUGUGUUCCAUCCCACAGAAGGUUCUAAAAUUAAAUAUGAGUUUCCCCCAAACAACCUGAAGAAUCAUGGCAUCAAUUUCAACACAAUCAAGAACUACAUUAUACCAAAGCCUGUACUGUGCCACAAGUUGAUUACUUUCAAAUAUGGUACGUACAGAAUUGUAUGCUACCCCGUGACAAUCAAUUCUCCUAUAUAUGCUAGGAAUUUUUUCAGCUUUAACUUCGUCUUUGUAUUCCCAUAUGAUUGCGAGACGUCUCCUUAUGAGCCGGCCAUCACUAGACUGGGCAAAAUGUUCAAAGUACUAGAAGAGCAAAACCAAUUGCUGUCCAAGUCUGAAAAAGACCCAGUUUUCUUUGAUUUAAAAGCAUUGGAAAACUCCACGAUAGCGCCUUCUACUGCAUGCCCCCCGGCCACAUCAAAUACCAGUAGCAACACCACACCAACACAUCCUACAUCCGACAAAGAUGCGAAGGAUCUGAGAAACAGCAGAUACAAUGAUCUCGUCAAGGAUUUUGAGCUUCCAGAGUCCACGUUUUCCAUACAAGAUUUACUCAUGAGAAUCUUUCAAGAUCUGAAUAAUUACUCCGAGUGUCUCAUACCGAUAGAUGAGGGAAAUGCAGUAGAUAUAAAGAUUUUUCCGCUUUUAAGACCGCCUACAACUUGUGUUUCACUGGAAGAUGUGCCGUUGUCGUCUGUGAAUUUGGAAAAAAUUAUUGAUGUAAACUGGGAUCCAACUAUGAUGAACAUAGUCCCCUAUAUUGAUGGUUUAAACAGUAUUGCAAAAAUUUCCAAGCUGAGUAACAGCGAUCCUAGCCUAGUGAUAGAGUGCAUAAGACAUUUAAUAUACUACAAGUGUGUCACAUUAUCAGAUAUUUUCCAAUUUUCCAACAUAUAUGCGCCCUCUUCAUCAAUCAGAAAUUUUUUGACCGACCCAUUAAUGGCCAAUGAUUGCCAAUAUUAUGUCACAUUCCCCGAAGUAUCUAAAAUAUCAAGCUUGCCUCUAAACAAAAAUCUGACUUCUGGUGACCUAGAUUCGCCAUCAUUCUCUGUACGAAGGAAAUCUAAGUCGUCUAGCAUACCCUCAAACCCGGGCUCUAGAACUACAUCUUUUAGUUCCACCAGUAAAGUUUCUCAAAACUCUUCUAUAAAUUCCUCUUUUUCAUCCGCUUAUAGAGAUUGGAGACAAUCACAGACGUCUUGUUCAAGCUCAAACAUUCAUAUUUCCAACAACCGUAAUCGGUUCCUGCCAACAAGAUCAUGUUUAUUUGACCUCUAUAGAUCGCUCUCACAGGGGCAAACAUUAAAGGCAUGGUACGAAUCAAAGUAUAUGAUUAUAAAAGAUAAUAACAUCGAUAUAAGAAGAUUCAUAACAUUUGGUCUAGAAAAGCGUAUCAUCUAUAGAUCCUACUCUUAUCCUGUGAUGUUGAGCGUUGGUCCACGAGAAACGAAAGAAACAGCCCCAAUUAUUGCAAAGGAUUCCCCAAAUGAGAGCAACUCAUCAGAAAAAAAAUAUCACGAACAUUCAUUCUCAAUUAUUAGGUCUAAAAACGCGGUACUAUUUAAUAAUAUAAAAUCAGGAAGACCAUCAAAGGUUUCAUUUGAUAUGCAAAAGGCAAGUUCUUUGAUAACAGGUGAAUCCACUAUACCCAAACUUAGUGACGAUGAAGAACGUAUUCUUGAGGAAUCUGUUAGGAGUGCUGAAAAUUUUGAUAAAAUUUGCGUUUUGCUCGGUAAACCUAAACUAGAAGUCGAGAAUUAUUUAAAUGAGUUAGGGGAAUUUAAGAUAAUUAAUAGUUGA